Haliotis rubra (blacklip abalone) is the source of this 1646-nucleotide messenger RNA. RefSeq names its product synaptotagmin-A-like. The record is from RefSeq and is a predicted model, not a curated record. The transcript has 7 exons. The coding region runs from base 246 to 1541 and encodes 431 amino acids. Gene Ontology annotation, biological process: regulation of dopamine secretion; calcium-ion regulated exocytosis; cellular response to calcium ion. Gene Ontology annotation, molecular function: calcium-dependent phospholipid binding; clathrin binding; SNARE binding. Lineage: Eukaryota; Metazoa; Mollusca; Gastropoda; Lepetellida; Haliotidae.
GCGAGGACCGCCAACUUUAGUCGCCCAUCAGCUCGGCCGCCAUAUUGGCUUCGGUAGGAACACAAACGUCCUCUGCACACCGAGAGUUUCCUUCAUGGCAUGGCUGUUGUUGACUCGGGAUACUAUUUGUGGUGCACGAGAAUGACGGAUCUGCUGAACCCAUUAUUGGUUGGAGACACGUCUUCCACAUUUUCGGAUAUUGCCGGAGAAGUGAAGAGCUAGAUGGGCUGAGAUAGGACCAGAACAUGUCAACAUCCGAGGCUCCAGUUCUCUAUCAUCUGGAACCUUGGGACAAGCUCGUCAUAGUAGCGGCAGCACUGGCAGCUCUGUUUACUAUUGGCAUCCUCGUGUUCUGUGUCAUCAGCCCCCUGUGUUGCCUCUACCACGUGUGUCCCUGUAAAGACAAGGAUGAAAAAGAGAAAAGGGACAAGGAGAAAGUUCCUGCUUAUGGCUCAACGACAGGAUCGCAUUCUCCGUACUAUAAACCGGAACAACACAGUCUCUGGCAGCCUCUACAAUCAUUUAAAGACACAGACACUUCCGAUUGGUCAGAUUACAGUUCCCAUGACGUCAUUGAAAUGAAACAGGAUCGUCACAAAGAACAUGUCUUCAAACCGAUUCGCAGUGAGCCCCAGUCCCCGUCUUCCCCAACUACCUUCCUGCUUGAAAAGGCUUCUCUGGUCUUUGGUCUAAUGUAUGACAGAGUCGACGGUAAGCUUACAAUACGAGUCCAGAAGCUUAGCAACUUCUCAAUCACCGAUCCUGAUGGCACCAUGACACCUUACGUCAAAGUCAGGUUAUACCGGGCUCCGCGCAGCAUCUUUACCUUCAGGGGCAAGGCGAGUAGGGAGCAGGAGAUGAACAACCUCGAUGUGGAGUUCCAGACGAAGAUACUACGCAGGUCUACAGACCCAGCUUUCAACGAGAUAUUCAUUGUGCCAAUUGAUGCGAAUGAGAUCCAUUACUACACCCUGAAGAUGCUAGUGUGCGACUUUGACCGCUACACAAGGCAUGUCGUAGUGGGCGAGGUGGUGGUGCCAUUGUCACGGGUGGAGUGGACCACGCAGACGGAGGUGGUGUUUGACGAGCAGCUGCAGCCCCCUGUUGGUGAAAACCUCGGAGAGGUACAGAUUGGGCUGAUGUACUUACCCACAGCAGAGAAAUUGAGUCUCACCAUCAUUAAGGCACAGGGGCUGAAGAUAAUGGACCAGACUAAGGCCUCUACAAACGCCUUCAUGAAAGUGACUUUAAUCUUUGAUGGCCGUCCCAUGAAGAAGACAAAGACGUCGGUACGUCUGAGUGACGUCAGCCCCGUGUUCAACGAGACUAUGACGUUUGACGUACCUCACUAUCAACUUGACAACGUGUACUUCAGCAUCGCCGUCAUCCAUAUUGACAAGGAUGCGGAGAAGCCGUCACGGGCUCUCAUUGGUCGAUUAUAUUUAGGCAUGAACUUUGACUCCGAUGCUCGUGCACAGUGGACCGAAAUGAUUCAGAACUCCAGGAAACAAGUAGCAUGCUGGCACAAGCUACAGAUUUGAUCUUACCUUGACUCGUGUUGUUCAGCAGCUCUAUAUAUACUGAUGUAUCGGGGGCUUUUAUACAGGGAUGGCAUUUUAUUUAUAGUCAGUGAUUAUUCGAUGGGU